AUGUCGACUACUAUAUCAUUCGGUGAAGCAAAUUUGGGUGCCCAGGUAGGGGUCAACAACGGCACAGUCUACCUUUCGCUGGGUAUGUCCCACGACUUUUUCACGCUUAUCAUCCCCUACGAGACAAGGUCGACUGACUUGUCUCGCUUGUCGAUCCAGAGAGACCCAAGACCCCGAAAACACCCUUUUCCACAGUGCCUUUCUGUCGGGAUUCAGAAUUUAUCAAUUGUGGGAAUGUCCUUGCCCAACUACAUGAGAAAGUUACAGUACCUGCGCUUGUCGGGCUUGGUGGUGUUGGGUAAAUUUCCCAACGCUGACCUCAAGUGUGCCUUGCUAAUGCUUCCAAGGAAAUCACAAAUUGCCAUUGAAUACUGCUAUCGAGUACGGGACGAAUCGCCAGACACGUGGGUUUUCUGGAUCCACGCGAGUAACGCAACCCGCUUUGAGCAAAGUUGUUGGCAGAUAGUCAAUCUCUUAGAGACACCUGGUCGCAAUGAUCCCAAGUCUAAUCCCCUUGAACUUCUUCGUGACUGGCUACAUGAUUCCAAGAAUGGCAGAUGGAUCCUUGUCCUUGACAACCUGGACGAUAAAGAAUUCAUUCACUCGACUUCAUCAACUGAGCCGCCAAUCUGGGCAUACUUUCCCAGCAGUCUUGAAGGAUCUAUUCUCCUGACAAGUCGAAGUCGGCAUGUAGCAUCCACCAUUGUUGAAGAUGACGGCCUUUUAAUGGUCAAGCCGAUGAGCGAAAGUGACGCGAUCACUCUUUUUGAUCAAAAGACAAAAGGACAAGGCUCGAAAGAGGAUACAGCUGAACUAGUAGCAGCGCUUGACUUCAUGCCCCUCGCGAUCGUACAAGCGGCGUCCUAUAUCAAACAGAGGGCCCCGCGCGUAACAGUCACACAGUACCUGAAAGAUAUCCAGAGUGACCAGAGGACAGUCACUUUGCUUGAGAAUUCUGAGCACCAACAUCGCAGAGACUGGGAUGCCGAGAAUGCCAGCCUCUUGACUUGGCAGAUAUCCUUCGAUCAUAUACAACGAGAACGGCCCUCAGCUGCGGGAUUGCUGUCCCUUAUGAGCUUCUGUGACAGACAAGGAAUUCCGACUUGCCUAUUGAAGAACAGAAGUGGUACUCAAGUUCAUACCGAGAGCGGGCCUUCACAUAAUGGUGGUCAGAACAUACCUGGCCAUGCCAGUGAAGAUUGGGGGUUUGAAGAUGACAUUCUUACCUUGCGAGGCUACUCCAUGAUAGCUCUUGCUGCAGAUGAGACAACCUUUGAAAUGCAUCGUCUGGUCCAGCUGGCCACACAGGAGUGGCUCAGAACGCACAAACACCAUGAACAGUGGGAGGAAGAGUUCAUUAAAGCUCUCAAUAGAGCCUUUCCAAAUGGAGACUUUGAGAGUUGGCCAAUGUGUCGAUUACUACUUCCUCACAUCCAUCGCGCAAUGGAAGCAAAGCCGCAAUCUGAAGUUUCGCUGAGGAUUUGGGCCAUGCUCCUUUUGAGAGGAGCAUGGUUCUCCAUCGAAACAAAAAAUAUUGCUGGUUCAAUGAAAAUGGCCGAGAAUUCACGCGCAGUGAACGAGCAGAUCCUUGGAAAUUCCGACCCAAUGACACUUGGAAGCUCAGAAGCAUUAGCGGAGGCGUUUAACCUUGCGGGUAAUUUUGGGGAGGCUGAGAGGCUUCAUGCGCAGGUUUGGAAGGCUCGCAAGAGGAUACUCGGGGCCAUGCACACCGACACAAUAAGAAGCGUCUACCAUUUAGCCUCGAUUUUCCAGAGUCAGCGCCGCUUCAGGGGAGCUAAACGCCUUGGGAAGCUAGCGGCGAGACUCCACCGACACAAUAUGGGACCAGAGCACUCCUGUACUCUGGCAGCCAUGAGUGUAAAUGCAACAACCUACCAGCUUCAACAGAAGUGGAAAGAGGCCGAGGAUAUCCGUGUUCAGGUAUAUAAAACAUAUUUGAAAACCUUGGGACCCGAGCAUCCUGACACGCUGACCAGCGCGGGUAAUCUGGCUACUGUCUAUACAGGCCAAGGUCGAUGGGAGGAUGCCGAAAGGAUGCUCUUGGACGUGAUGGAGACUAAGAGAAGGGUUCUUGGGCCCGAAGAUCCGUCUAUUCUCGCAACACUCCUCAACUUGGCAGCGCUAUACUAUGAUCAAAGCCUCUGGGAGCAAGCAGAAAAGCUCCAGCAUGAAGCACUUGAGACUUCGAUACAAAUAAACGGACCUGACCACCCUGUUACCAUUACUGCCAUGAAUAAUCUUUCAGCAGUCUACCUAGAGCAGAAAAGAUACAAGGAAGCUGAGGCCCUGCAACUUCAGGUGAUUGAGACUGGCACGCGAACUCUUGGACCAGAGCAUGUGCAUACUGUUGGCACCAUGACAAUGCUAAAGGAGACCUACGUGGGCCAGGGUCGGUUUAAAGAGGCCGAGGGGCUCGCGAAGAAGGUUUUGGUGAUUCUGAAACGGGUCAACUCGCCAUAG
Penicillium cataractarum is the source of this 2481-nucleotide messenger RNA. Its product is annotated as P-loop containing nucleoside triphosphate hydrolase protein. Gene Ontology annotation, molecular function: protein binding. The transcript is spliced from 2 exons. The record is from RefSeq and is a predicted model, not a curated record. Lineage: Eukaryota; Fungi; Ascomycota; Eurotiomycetes; Eurotiales; Aspergillaceae. The coding region runs from base 1 to 2481 and encodes 826 amino acids.